Prunus avium (sweet cherry) is the source of this 1573-nucleotide messenger RNA. The record is from RefSeq and is a predicted model, not a curated record. NCBI's taxonomy places the organism in Eukaryota, Viridiplantae, Streptophyta, Magnoliopsida, Rosales, Rosaceae.
GAUUGGAUUAGAUUGAAUUGGCUUGGCUGCUACUGAAAUUCACCCAGAGUCGUGAAUUAUAUGUAUUUCCCAAUUUCAAUUAGAAAAUUAUUUCAUUUUUAGUUGCCUAACGACGACUAAAAUAAAAAAUAAAAAACACGAGCUUGUAAUUGAAAGUCCCCCCCUUCUGCUCUCUUCCAUAUUAUUGAUAUUGAGAUAUUCAGAGGGGGCGAGAGAGACAAAAAGAAGAGAGGGUUUUUGGUGUUCGGAAACGUGUUGAGUUCAGAGUGAGGUCGAGUUUGAGAUGGAGAGCAGCGCCGUCCUUGGAGGUCUUCAGCCAAAUUUCCCACUUUGCCCCUCCCGCAAUCCUUCUUCCACUCCUCUCAUCCGCCCCUUCUCCACCUGCCAUUCCUCUCCUUCUCUCUCUGUCAAGCUCCAAAAGCAGCUUCCUUUGGCUUCUUAUCAAGCAGCCUCUCCCUCUCCCUUUCGUCGAUGUGCCACAUUGUCUAAUACUUUUGUCACUGAAACAAGUGAAUUAGCUGACAUAGAAUGGGACAACCUCGGCUUUGCGUUUCUUUCUACUGAUUAUAUGUACGUCAUGAAAUGUGCUCAAGGUGAAAACUUUUCUAAAGGUGAAUUACAGCGUUUUGGGAACAUUGAAUUGAGCCCCUCAGCUGGAGUCUUGAACUAUGGGCAGGGAUUAUUUGAAGGUAUGAAAGCCUACAGGAAACAAGAUGGUAAUAUACUCUUGUUUCGUCCUGAGGAAAAUGCAUUGCGGAUGAGGUUGGGUGCAGAGCGAAUGUGUAUGCCAUCACCAUCUGUCGAACAAUUUGUGGAAGCUGUAAAGGCUACUGUUUUAGCAAAUAAACGUUGGGUUCCCCCUCCAGGCAAAGGUUCCCUAUAUAUCAGGCCAUUGCUAAUGGGAAGUGGUGCUGUUCUUGGUCUGGCACCUGCUCCUGAGUACACAUUUCUGAUUUAUGUUUCACCUGUUGGAAACUAUUUUAAGGAAGGUGUUGCACCGAUAAAUUUGAUUGUUGAGCAUGAAUUGCAUCGUGCUACUCCUGGUGGCACUGGAGGUGUUAAGACUAUAGGGAAUUAUGCUGCGGUUCUGAAGGCUCAGUCUGCUGCAAAAGCAAAAGGCUAUUCUGAUGUUCUAUACCUUGACUGUGUUCACAAAAGAUUUCUAGAGGAGGUUUCCUCAUGCAACAUUUUUGUUGUGAAGGAUAAUAUUAUCUCUACUCCUGAAAUCAAAGGAACGAUCUUACCCGGCAUUACUCGAAAGAGUAUAAUUGAUGUUGCUCGUAGCGAAGGAUUCCAGGUUGAGGAGCGCCAAGUGGCAGUUGAUGAAUUACUAGAUGCUGAUGAAGUCUUUUGUACGGGAACAGCUGUGGUUGUAUCACCCGUCGGCAGCAUCACUUACCAUGGUAAAAGGGUGUCUUAUGGAGAGGGCGGGUUUGGAACUGUGUCGGAAAAGCUUUACUCAGUGCUUACCAGACUACAGAUGGGCCUCACACAGGACAAGAUGGAUUGGACUGUUGAGCUAAGGCAAAAAACAUACUGAAGUGAAAAUCCGAGUUUUACACCCCCGCUGUUG